Molecule: messenger RNA, 1701 nt
Organism: Laetiporus sulphureus 93-53
Lineage: Eukaryota; Fungi; Basidiomycota; Agaricomycetes; Polyporales; Laetiporaceae
Product: signal recognition particle protein
Exons: 8
Coding region: 1-1701 (566 amino acids)
Biological process (GO): SRP-dependent cotranslational protein targeting to membrane, translocation; SRP-dependent cotranslational protein targeting to membrane
Cellular component (GO): signal recognition particle, endoplasmic reticulum targeting; cytosol
Molecular function (GO): GTP binding; GTPase activity; ATP hydrolysis activity
Source: RefSeq, a predicted model, not a curated record
AUGGUUCUCGCUGACUUGGGUCGCAAGCUCAAUGCUGCCCUCUCGUCUCUCAGUAGGGCACCAGUCGUCGACGAGAAGGUCCUCGAUGCUCUUUUGAAGGAAGUGUGCGCCGCUUUGCUGGAAUCUGACGUCAACGUCAAGUUGGUUGCUCAGCUACGGCAGAAGGUCAAGGCUAAGGUCAAGGCAGCGCUGGAGGGUGGUGCGGAUAAGGGAAAGGAGACAAAUAGGAAGACUAUAGUCCAGAAGGCCAUCUUCGAUGAACUUGUGCAGCUCGUGGACCCUGGAGUAGAACCAUACAAACCAAAGAAGGGACAACCAAAUAUUAUCAUGGCUGUGGGUCUGCAGGGAAAUGGAAAGACAACGACAUGUACAAAGCUUGCCGUGUACUACCAGAAACGCGGCUUCAAGUCCUGCAUCGUUUGUGCAGAUACAUUCCGAGCCGGUGCCUUCGAUCAGACACGGCAGUCUGCCACCAAGGCCAAGGUCGCCUAUUUCGGUUCCUACACAGAGACGGAUCCCGUUGCAAUCGCCGCACAGGGUGUUGCGAAGUUCAAGAAAGAACGGUUUGACGUCAUUAUUGUCGAUACAUCUGGUCGACAUAAGCAAGAGUCGGAACUGUUCCAGGAGAUGGUACAGAUCGGGCAGGCGGUCAAGCCUAACAUGACUGUGCUAGUCCUUGAUGCAAGCAUCGGCCAGGCGGCUGAGGCACAGAGCCGCGCAUUCAAAGAGAGUGCUGACUUUGGAGCUAUCAUUGUGACAAAGAUGGACGGCCAUGCGAAAGGAGGAGGUGCCAUCUCCGCUGUCGCAGCCACCAAGACGCCGAUCAUCUUCCUCGGUGUAGGCGAACACCUACACGACCUGGAUAGGUUCUCGCCACAGCCGUUCAUAUCAAAGCUGCUGGGAUUAGGAGAUGUCCAGGGUCUUAUGGAGCACAUGCAGGACAUUGCGACACAGAACCCCGACAAGCAGAAAGAAAUGGCGAAGAAGCUGGAGGAGGGCAAACUCAGCAUCCGAGACUGGCGAGAGCAAAUCUCAAAUGUCAUGAACAUGGGCCCCAUUUCUAAGAUUGCUUCCAUGAUACCCGGGCUGCCGCAAGAUCUCCUCCAGGGCUCAGACGAAGAGGGCUCCAUACGGAUGAAACGCAUGAUCUAUAUCACCGACAGCAUGACCUCCACGGAGCUCGACUCGGACGGCACUCCCUUCAUGGAGCUCGCCAAGGACGGGAAGCCUAUUGGGCUUACCUGGCGCGUUACUCGCGUCGCACGCGGGAGCGGGACAAGUGUGCGCGAGGUGGAGGAGCUGCUCUGCCAGUACCGCAUGAUGGCAAACAUGGCGAAGCAGGCAGGCGGCAAGAAUGGUUGGUUGCAGGCAAUCCAGAAGAUGCAGGCAGCGGCCGGUGGGCGGGGACGCGGAGCGAACGGCAUGCCGACUCCCGCACAGAUACAGGCGAUGCAGCGUUCCAUGCCGCCGGGCAUGCUCCAACAGCUGCAACGUCAAAUGCGUAACGGCGGCGGCAUGCAGGAGAUGAUGAAGGCGAUGAUGCAGGGUCAAGGAGGGGACCAAUUCGACAUGGAAGAAAUGCAACGCAUGAUGGCCCAAAUGGGUAAUGGGCUCGGUGGACUGGGUGGAUUGGGAGGAAUGGGUGGUAAUAUGGCAGAUAUGUUCAAGAUGAUGGGCAUGAGAGGUGGUACGCAACGCUAA